Drosophila ananassae is the source of this 468-nucleotide messenger RNA. RefSeq names its product SKP1-like protein 11. Gene Ontology annotation, biological process: SCF-dependent proteasomal ubiquitin-dependent protein catabolic process. The transcript has a single exon. Gene Ontology annotation, cellular component: cytoplasm; nucleus. Lineage: Eukaryota; Metazoa; Arthropoda; Insecta; Diptera; Drosophilidae. Bases 1 to 468 code for a protein of 155 amino acids. The record is from RefSeq and is a predicted model, not a curated record. Gene Ontology annotation, molecular function: cullin family protein binding.
AUGUCGCUAACUCCGGAUGACUGUGAGGAACCGAAAUUCGUGCAACUGAAGACAUGUGAAGGCUUCAUCCACGACGUGGAGACUUGCCUAGUGGAACAGAUGGGCACAGUGCGUGAUAUGCUGCUGCUCGAGUGCUCCGACUCCACCGACGUAAUACCUCUGGCGAAGAUUGAAUGGUGGAUCAUGAAAAUGGUGAUUCAUUGGUGCAGAUUGGUCCAAGACAACAGUGCACAGAAGGAAGCCAGGGAUAGAUCGAGCAUGUUCAUAGAAUUACUCGAGGAGGCAAAGGGCGACGACGAGGUCGUCUUUCAACUCCUCUUGGCAGCCAACUAUCUAAAUGUGGAGAGUCUGUUGGAUGCGGGGACGCAGUACCUGGCCGAUGCAAUAACAACCUGCGGAAGUGCCGAGGAAAUACGGAAUCGUUUUAACUUGCAAAAUGAUAUUCCCAGCGACGAAUAUGAGCCAUAA